Messenger RNA from Miscanthus lutarioriparius, 819 nucleotides. The record is from the annotation of a GenBank genome assembly. Lineage: Eukaryota; Viridiplantae; Streptophyta; Magnoliopsida; Poales; Poaceae.
AUGGUCCUCAUGGCCGGCGCCUCCGACCACCACCACCACCACGCCACGGCCAAGCCUGCUUCCCCCGCCGCGGCGUCCCCGUCCCCGACCCCGACGCCGGCUCCCGCCAAUCGCACCCGCCUCCACGACUUCGCCUUCCCGACGCUCAGCUGGGGCGCGCACCGCCUCCUCCGCUGCUCCAAGGACGGCGCCGGCGGCCCGGCGUCCCCGCCGCUGCACCCGCACACGCCGUCGCCGGACAAGGAGAAGCACCCGCACCAGCACCCGCAGGGCUCCUCCCCCGGCGCCGCGUCCGCGUCGCAGCCCCCGCGCCCCUGGAACCUCCGCACCCGCCGCUCCGCCACCGUCGCGCCGCUCGCAUCGAGAUCGGACGCCGCGGGGAAGGCGCCGGCGGCGGGAGGGCAGGCGCAGCAGCAGCCGCCUCUCGCGUCGCCGCCGCCGGCGGCGGCCGUGCCCAGGAAGAGGGCCUUCUCCGCCGCGCUCACCAGGGACGAGAUUGCCGAGGACUUCGCCGCCAUCCGCGGCACCCGCCCGCCGCGCCGGCCCAAGAAGCGCCCGCGCGCCGUGCAGCGCCUGCUCGACAUGCUGUACCCGGGGCUGUCUCUCGCCGACGUCAAUCUGGACUCGUACAAGAUCGACGAGGUACCAUGUUCAAUAGCCAUUUAUGAAGCUGUUACGGCCUUUACACAAGAUCUCCUAAAUCCUUAUGUCCUGGGUUCAUCAGCUCUCUUUUUUUUUUCCUUUAGUGAGAAUUUGGAUGGCAUUGUCUGCUUUGCUGUGUUGGUCCUGACUCCUGAGAAUGUAGCCCAGCUUCUUUAG